AUGUCGCUUCCUACGCUACGUCUUGGUCGUUAUGCCUUUUCUCUCAGCCAUCACGGGUCAAGACGUCGUCAUAUUGCUAGUAUUCCAUCUGCUACUGGUUUCUCAUAUCCUGGUGCACGUUCACUGGAUCAAAUUGUGAAAUUGGAGCUGCUGGAGAAGGAAGAGACACCAGAGAUUCGCUGUAUUUGGGAGGAAUUCCAUGCACAUAAGAGGGAUGCCGUUGCUACUACUUUAGACGCUACUGAGUUUCAUACUCUAGCAAAACGUGCAACGGUCGCACCAUAUUGUAUCUUUCCAGUGUAUCGACAAAAGGGAUUUUUCAAUAUGUUGUGUCAGUAUCAGCAAUCGUGUUUUCUCGUGACAUACUUGGAAGCAUUCAAAGAAAAUCCGACUGCUGCACCACCGUGUGUUGCUAUAUCACUCUAUGACAACUUGUUGAGAGAAAAAGAACUGACAUUAGUGCGUGGUGAUGUUAUUAAUAUGUUGGACAAGAAGGAGACGCAGGUUUUGUUGCAGCAAAUACUGCUGAGCUAUCAACAGGAAGAACUUUACAACCACGUUGAUACGUUCAAUAACAGACCAGAUCAAUUUGACUUUGAAGCUUAUCGUCUCUUACUCAAGGACAUGACAGAAGAAGGUGCAACUACAGAAUAG
Peronospora belbahrii is the source of this 654-nucleotide messenger RNA. The record is from the annotation of a GenBank genome assembly. NCBI's taxonomy places the organism in Eukaryota, Oomycota, Peronosporomycetes, Peronosporales, Peronosporaceae.